UUAGUUUAUUGCUGUUAAACAUAAUCUGAACUAUUUACUGCCAAUAACUUUGCACAUACAAGGACGUUUACUUUGUGAAAGGUACAUAACAAUAAACCAAAAACAUUGAAACACCCUAAUCAUUUAUAAAUAGAAGAAAUAUUAACAUUUUCAAAUAAAAGGUUAAUAAAAAACUGUUAACAGUAUAAAUACAGUAAAAACUAAACAUGUAAAUUCUGCAUUUAAUCUCGUUUUUAAUAUGAAUUGACUUUAUUGUUGAAGAAUAACCCGUUGUUUGCGCAUUGCGCCUCUGUAUUUGUCAACAGAGUGUCUUUUAUUUUGAAACACCCCACCGGAAGCUGCGUCUCAUGACCGCGCUUCAGUACUUCCGCUUUAAAAAGCUCUCCGGCACCGACGCCAUCUCGGGCUAGAAGGACGUCCGUUCGUUUAUUUUUAGCGGCAGAUAUUAUUUGAAAUGAUAAACAUUGAUAUCCGAUUAGUUUAUUAGUUAAAUUAAGAAGGAGCAUGUUGGACGAAUCUCCGGCUCGCGGCCCCGAAGCGGACAUCGGCGACGCCGAGAACAACAACCCGAGGUCGGGGGAAACGAGGCAGGCGCUGCGGAAGAAGAAAGGAGGAAGGAAGCUGCGGAAGUUUCCGAGGAGCAGCCCCUGCAUCCGGCUGUCAGACCUCAACAACAACAACAACAACAACAGUAGCAGCAGUAGUAGCCCUACCGAGCCGCCGAUCGGUCCACAGAGCGCGCUCAGCCUCCACAACCUCAAACAGCCACCGAGGAAAGAGCUCCUGAAGUCCAAAGGCGUCCGAUCGGAGCGAGGAGCGGCGCCCCCUAGUGGCCAAGCCGGCCACAGCACGGUCACACGGGGCCACAGGGCCAAGCAGGGCCCGGCUCACCCCGCGAAGAAGAAGAAAGACCCCGGCCCUUCGAAUAAGCUCCUCCCCCUCCUCCACGACACCGGCGGGGUCAGGAGCGCGCCGGAGGCCGAACCUCUCAAGGACGGCGAGAAGGUCUACGCCGGGGCCAAGUUCAGCGAGCCGCCGGCGCCGAGCGUCCUGCCCCAGCCGCCCAGCCACUGGGUCGGGGGCGGCGAGCCGCGGCGGAGCGACCGGCGCCGGGAGCAGAUGAGCGUCGACCUGAAGUCGCUGCUGAAGGUCCGAGGAGAGUCGUGACCGCCGGCGCCGCAUGGGACUCGUGUGAGGACAACUGGGAGGGGGAGGGGCAAAGAAGAAAAUGACGCCGAAUUCGAGUUUGGCGCAAUGCAACGUCGGGAGUUUCUUGGUUAACCGGAGGACAGUUAACCGCGUGUGACGGAGACGUGUGACGGACGCGCACGUGGGCGUCGGCCCGUUUGGGAAAUAUGUUGCUGUUGUUGUUGUUUGUGUGAUGUAAGAAAGUGUGCGGCGGGAGGAUGAGGACGUCUCCGGCACGUUUACACGGUGCAGAGGGAUGACGCAACUUUCUCUUGGAUAAGUUGUGCGUGUUUAUGUGUGUGUGUUUAUCUAUGUGUUUGUGUUUGUGUUUUUUUGUGGUUUUUUUCUGUACAAAAUAUAUUGUAAACAUAUAUUUGUGUAUAUUCUUUUCCUCGUUGUUUUAUCAGAUUCUAGUUUUGUUACGAUGUUGUUGUUUUUUCAACAAAAAGAAAAAACCUCCUCAUCCGGAGGCUCCGUGAGAAACCUCCUCCUCCCGCCGCCGCGUGUUUGACCCCCGGUCGCGCUCGCUGGGUCAAUAGUGAAGACGAGCGAGGAAACCCGAAGACGAGCAACCGGAGCGCCAGU
Molecule: messenger RNA, 1773 nt
Organism: Pseudoliparis swirei
Lineage: Eukaryota; Metazoa; Chordata; Actinopteri; Perciformes; Liparidae
Gene: pnrc1
Product: proline-rich nuclear receptor coactivator 1
Exons: 2
Coding region: 505-1167 (220 amino acids)
Biological process (GO): nuclear-transcribed mRNA catabolic process, nonsense-mediated decay
Cellular component (GO): P-body; nucleus
Source: RefSeq, a predicted model, not a curated record